Temnothorax curvispinosus is the source of this 2089-nucleotide messenger RNA. RefSeq lists its product as uncharacterized. The record is from RefSeq and is a predicted model, not a curated record. The coding region runs from base 236 to 1177 and encodes 313 amino acids. Lineage: Eukaryota; Metazoa; Arthropoda; Insecta; Hymenoptera; Formicidae. The transcript has 2 exons.
CCCACGGAGUCGGUGAACUUGUGCGAUACAAUUUGUGCGACACCCUGCGAGUAGCCCCGCGCGCUCAGCUGUCCGAAGGGAAUCGGGAGAGAGAGAGAGGAGGGUCAGGGCGCUCGAAUGUAUCUUGGAAAGGGCUGCUGCAUCCGCGAACGAAAGGAAGAGACGUUUGGGACGGACCUUCGCGUUAUCCAUCGUAUCGUUUUGCCUGCGAGACUCGCAUACGCGACCCCACACGAUGGUACUGGUCCUGUUGAUACCUAUAAUCGGAUUUGUGGCAGCAAAUCCUUUUCCAAACACUCUGAACGACCGCUUAAUCCCUCAAGUCCAAAAAGCGCUUUCGCUUUCCACGGAGAAUCGUUUGAACACGCUGGAUGGCGGUUCGGACAAAAGAAACGAAACGGUGGAAAAUAUCAAAGAAACUCCAUCAACCCCGGAGUAUGUCCGUCAUCUCGCAACUUCCGAAUCGGAGAUACGUGAGAAUGAGGCGGAUGAGAAACGGGUGCAAGGACGAAAGCACAAAGCUAUGUUCGUAGACUAUCCUCUGAUAUCGCAUAUCUUGCAUUACCCGAGGGUGCCCACCUAUGAAAUCGAUUACAACGACAACACCGAGCUGACGACGCAGGAUAGAUCGUCGGGCGCGUCUAGGAGAUACCAAGAGAGCGAUAUCUUCUACAUCCGACUCCCGCCCAUUCCAUAUAUGUUCGUACCCGGUCUCGGAUACAUCUCGCAACCGCCUACGUACCCGGGCGCUUCCCUGAAGCCCCAGAUACCCCUCGUGCCGCAACUAGUCCAGCUGCAUCAGCAGCUACACGUGAGACCCGCGCGACCUCAGCCGGCCUCUCAGCAGACCGUUAAUCCCUUCAUCAAACUGCCUAUAGACUUCAUAAGCAACGGCAAGCCCACCUCCGUCUAUCAGUGGCAGAAGAAGCCUGGCAAGAAGCCAACCGACAGUCCCAUCACGAACCUGGACAACCUGUCGGCCGACUUCGUGAACAACGGUAAGCCGACCUCUAUUUAUCAGUGGCAGACGAAUUUCAAGCCGGCAAAGAGGCCGGAUGAUUCGCUCAACAGCCUCGAUAUGGGACCCUACACCUUCAAUGGCAAGCUGACCAGUAUGUAUCUGCUCGAAUCGGACGACACCACCUCGAUGCGUCAGGCCAUACGACAUUCCAAUUAGCAAAACGCGCGCACGACUAAAUUUGUCUGAUUACGUUGAAAGUUGGGAACAACCACAACACAGAAGGAAUUUAAUUAAUUAAUGUCUCUCUCUCAAGGCGGACGUAACAUGAGUGACAAGUAUUCCGCGAGUUGGCGAGCACAUUUAAUGUCAGUUUCAACCUUGGCGGGAGCAGCCGAGUGAAUCUGACUAUAGUGCUGACCAAGCUUAUAACAGUAUUCGCGAUAAUAAUAUUAAUAUCGAACAAUGUUUCAGAUUCAUGACUGACGUUACAUAAUAUUCAUAAUUUAUAUCUUGUACCAUCAUUAUAUUAACUCGUCGUAUUACCGUAAUUAUUGAAACCGUAAUUACUGAAAUCUUGUUGCUCGUUGUACGGAAACAUUACAAAAUACAUGAAAAUAUGGCAUUACAACGUUAGAGUAUAAUAAUGUUAGAAGUUUGUCAAAUUGAAUGAAGAAUUUGAUCAGUUGCUCCACAUAGGGAAUUAUUGAAAAUUAUUUCAAGCAAAAAGAGGGGCAUAUAUUGAGAGUGUAACGCGGUUGUCAAUGUUAUCCAUUAAGUUAUCCGUUUAAUGUUCAUUAAUUAGUAAUAGGAUAUAAUAUGUAUAAUUCAUCGAGCGUUUCGGCUCUACUUUGAGCCAUCUUCAGCAAUGCGGUAGCAAGUCUCUAUUUGCUAAAAUAAUCUCGCGUUUUCGAACGAACCACAGAUGAGUGUUUCCAGAUUGAAUGGUCUAAAAGCAAUGUAUUUCACACGAAGAGAUCCGAGUGAAAUUUUGACAAAUGAUCAUAGUCUUAUUACUAAUUAAAGAACGUUAAACUGAUAAUCGAGUAGCAUUCUCAAUGCUCCCUUUUUCGUUCGUUACUUAUUUAAUUUCACAUUAUCAGGAGUCCUUAGUUAAUUAUCUAUUUAAUU